AUGUCGCUUGAUCCCCAGGACGGAUUCGUCGCCGCCGAUGCUGCCGAUCCGGAGGGCGGCGAUCUGCCCAUUUUCACGAUCGAGCGGGUGCAGCUGCAGUUCUCCAUAGCCGCCGACUUUGCAGCUGCGCAGGUUGCCAACAAUGUCAUCAUCCUGGCCCUGUCCAAUGGCCGCAUUCUGCGCAUCGACCUGAACCGGCCCGAAGACAUCGACGACAUUGACCUCCCAAAGAAGCCGUCCGACAUUGGCAUUAUUCGCCGCAUGUUCCUCGAUCCCACGGCCUCGCAUCUCCUGAUUUGCACUUCGAGUCGCGAGAACUACUAUCUUCACUCUCAGUCUAAGCAGCCUAGGGCUUUGGCCAAACUGCGCGGCGUCUUGAUCGAGAGCGUAGCCUGGAACCCAUCCCUGCCAACCGCCUCCACGCGAGAGAUCCUCAUUGGCGCCUCAGACGGCAACAUCUAUGAGGCCUUUAUUGAAACGUCCAACGAGUUCUACAAGAGAGAAGUGAAGCAUCUGAAGAAUUUACACAAGGUCUCAGAUGGCCCUGUCACAGGCCUUUGGGUGGAUAAUCUACAUGGCAAGACCGAUUUGCGCAGAAUCAUGAUUGCUACGCCGAGCAGCUUGUCCCAUCUUGUUGGUCGGAUCAGUCAUGGCUACGACGGUAGUGGCUCUAUAUACACGAGGAUGUUUGAGACGGAACAGCCUGUCGUCCACGAGCUCUCAAGGGUAACUUCUGGGGCAAACUCCGCCUUCGUGGUCUCUCCUGAUCCUCCCGACACCAGCCCUCAUGAUGACGACGUUCCGGAUCGAGCAUUUGCUUGGCUUUCCUCUCAUGGCGUCUACCACGGAAAACUCCUAAGCUCACCAGCGGAUGCCACACUGGGCGCCAAGAUCUUUGCUGAGGCCAAGAUGCUCCCAAGAAGCCAGAUAGUCACACAAGGCUCAGGCAGCAAACGGAAACCGUCUACUGAGACGAUUGAUGCCAUUGCCCUCACUCAGUGGCAUAUUGUGAACCUGGUGGGCGGUCGCGUCAUCACUACUAACCGACUGACUGGGGAGAUGGUGUCGGAGCACGAUGUGCUUUCCGCCGGUCAAAAGCCGAUUGGGUUCUCGGUAGAUUCUCAGAAGAACACAUUUUGGCUGUUUACAUCCGAGGAGAUCUUUGAAAUCGUGGUGCGCGAUGAAGACAGGAAUAUCUGGAAGAUCAUGAUGGAGACGCAGCAGUUCGAACCAGCUCUUCAGCAAGCUCGCUCGCAAGUUCAGAAAGAAACGGUUUCCGCGGCAUUUGGGGACUAUCUCUCGAGCAAAGGCCACUGGAGCGAAGCAGCCAUGGUGUACGGCCGGAGCAACAAGCCCUUUGAGGAGAUUGCGCUCAAGCUCAUCGACAACAAUCAACCAGAUGCUCUGCGCACAUUUCUACUCACAAAGCUAGGCACAACCAAAAAGUCCGCUGUCAUGCAAAGAAUCAUGAUUGCGAGCUGGCUGGUAGAGAUCUUUAUGGCCAAGCUCAACUCCCUCGACGACGCAAUUAUCACCCAGACGGAGCUCUCGGAGAAACAGAACCCCGGAGAAUCGAGGCGAUUGAUACUCCUAGUGAAAAAGGAGUUUCAAGACUUUGUGAACAAGUACAAAAACGAUCUUGACCACAGGACAGUAUACGAUGUGAUCAGCAGCCAUGGCAGAGAAGACGAGCUGCUGUACUUUGCCAACGCGAUCAAUGAUUACAACUACGUCUUGUCAUACUGGGUACAGCGGGAGAGAUGGACCGAGGCGCUGAACGUCCUGAAGAAGCAGACAGACCCGGAAGUAUUUUAUAGGUACAGCUCUGUACUCAUGUCACAUGUUGCGCAAGACACCGUCGACAUCCUCAUGAGACAUUCCGAUCUGAACCCGCGACGGCUGAUUCCGGCCCUGCUCGAGUACCAUCGCGGGUUUUCUGGUGAAGCAACAGCCCAGAACCAGGCUAUAAGAUAUCUCAACUACGUCGUCUACCAACUCAAUUCAACCGAUGCAGCGGUUCACAACACGCUCGUGUCCAUUUACGCCUCACAUCCCUCCAAGGACGAGUCGGGGCUGCUCUCCUAUCUACAGGCACAGGGCGACGAGCCCCGAUAUGACGCCGACUUUGCUUUGCGGCAGUGUAUUCAUCACCACCGGACACUCUCGUGUGUUCACAUAUACACUAGCAUGGAGCAGUAUCUUCAAGCCGUCGACCUGGCCCUUUCUCACAACGAGGUCGAACUGGCUGCGGUCAUUGCUGACCGACCUAUGUCGAACCCUCAACUGCGCAAAAGACUCUGGCUGGCUGUUGCCAGGAGAGUCAUUUCUCAGUCUGACGGCAUCAAGACAGCAAUUGAGUUCUUGAAACGAUGCGACUUGCUCAGGAUCGAGGAUCUGAUCCCGUUCUUCCCUGAUUUUGUCGUCAUUGAUGAUUUCAAGGAGGAAAUUUGCGAGGCUCUGGAAGAGUAUAGCCGGAACAUUGACAACCUCAAGAAAGAAAUGGACGAAUCUUCACAGACAGCAGCGAACAUCAAGCUGGACAUUGCCGCGCUGGACCACAGAUACGCUAUCGUGGAACCAGGCGAGAAAUGCUAUGUUUGUGGGCUUCCCCUCUUGAGCAGACAGUUCUUCGUCUUUCCGUGCCAGCACUCCUUCCACUCGGACUGCAUGGGACGAAAGGUGCUGGAGCAAGCGGGGGUUGCCAAGUCGAACCGAAUUAAGGAGCUGCAAAUGCAGAUCCACAAGGGGCUCGUGAGUGGUCCGCAGCGAGAGGCCGUUGUUGCUGAGCUGGAUGCCUUGGUGGCGUCAGCAUGCAUUCUCUGCAGCGACUUUGCCAUCAAGAGGAUAGACGAACCUUUCAUCACACGGGAUGACAAUCCGGAUGAGUGGGCGUUAUGA
Molecule: messenger RNA, 2898 nt
Organism: Trichoderma reesei QM6a
Lineage: Eukaryota; Fungi; Ascomycota; Sordariomycetes; Hypocreales; Hypocreaceae
Product: vacuolar sorting protein
Exons: 3
Coding region: 1-2898 (965 amino acids)
Biological process (GO): intracellular protein transport; vesicle-mediated transport; endosome organization
Cellular component (GO): HOPS complex; endosome
Molecular function (GO): protein-macromolecule adaptor activity
Source: RefSeq, a predicted model, not a curated record